This is a messenger RNA of Gadus chalcogrammus (walleye pollock), 778 nucleotides long. RefSeq lists its product as uncharacterized. The record is from RefSeq and is a predicted model, not a curated record. The transcript has 2 exons. The coding region runs from base 104 to 706 and encodes 200 amino acids. NCBI's taxonomy places the organism in Eukaryota, Metazoa, Chordata, Actinopteri, Gadiformes, Gadidae.
GAUCCCCCUCAGUGUUGAGGUUGAGGUGGGAAGCUCUUCCUCAAGAAGAUACGUUUCCAUUUAUGAUGCAAAUGUGUCUUACUAUAACAAGUUCGGCAGAGUAAUGGUCAUGUUUGACGCAGCUAAUAACACGUGGCAUUGCCAUUGUGUCAAGGCCAAACAGUCCUGUGUCCACAAAGCCAUUGCAAAAUGGCACUUUUUCCAGACAAGGAAGGAGCUCUUCACGGGAGAUGAGAGCGAGGUUAGUCAAGAGAGUCAGGACUCUGAAGACCAGGUGGAAACAGUUACCUCAAAACAUUUGCAGUAUCCCCCUCGAGGUGAGGACUUGGAGAGAAUUGUUCGGUACACCCAACACAAGAAAAGGAUUCCUGCAGACUUGCCUGCAAAGGUGUAUGGGUUGACAAGUGAGACGGAAGUGGUCAAACAUCUGAUACCCAAAGAGUGUGUUUGUCCAGAAUGUCCUGCUGAUCUUCCCCUUGGUGAACCCUUUAUCAUCAGUAGUUCAGCAAAAAUCAUUACAGUCAAGGGCAUCAUUGAGGGUGUGACAACUUAUGGGAAAAAAUGCAGUAGAUGUGGAAUGGUGGUGCGGUACCAGGAGUGGGAGGAUGGCUUGCAUAAUUUCAACGACAAAGUCAUUCUAACCCUCCAUUUUUGCUUGUAUCUGCGGAACUGCCUCCAGGUCAAAGUCCAAGAAUUCAAUACGUGAAAUUGUUUAAAAAUGUGAACUUACUGCAUGUUAAAUACGUUAGGCAUGUUAAAUACGUUAGACAGUCAUGAC